AAGGCAUUCACAAACUGCAUCUCCCAUCAGGCCUUUAAACGACCCUCUUCAUAAUUGCCCCAUCAUUAAUUCUCCAGGAAAGUAGAGGCACCAAUAAAUUCUAUUCAGCGGUGGUCGAUAUGUCCUGCAGAAAACACUAAGAGGGAGGGCGAGAUAAAUGAGGGGUGUUCUGGAAAACAUCUGUGAUAUUCCACUACAGCGCACUAGGCUAAUUCUGUCACUGAAUGCAUGAGCACCAAUAUUUAUUGCUCUGAUGAAUAAACAUCAACGUAUAGCUUCUCUGAAGCUAAUUGAAUACCUUAAAUGGAUAGCAGUAGUGACAAAAAAAAAUCACUGUCACUUCAAUGUCAUUUCUAUUCGCACUGUUUUGUUUUCUCUGUCCAUUUUGGGAAGGGGAAACAAAGGCAGCGCUGGCAGUAGUAACAGGCUAAUAUUGGCUACAGAGGGCAGCUGACCGACUGCCUCCUGUAUAUUUAGCUCAGGGCCAAUACGCGAGGAGAGGUGUAGCAGACAUUGGCUGGCAUUCGCUUCUAAAGGCGUGGAUCUAGUGUGUGUGUGUUUGUGAAAGAGAGAGAGAGAGGAGGGCUGGACUGCUUCAUAUCAGUCUUGGGUGCUAUUGGAGGUAGAGUGCAAGCCGGCAGCAUGAUUCUCUUCACAUUUGGACUAUGUUUUCAACUCCUCUGCUAUGUGGUGUCAUUCUCAUACGUGGAUGACUUAUUCCCUUUUCCAACAGAUCACCAGUUGCUGGAAACCAGGAAGAAAUUCAACCCCUGCUGUUUACUGAGUCCACCUCCACCCCCUCUCUUCCCCCCACCCCCUUCAUUGUGGAGGCAGGGGUCUCUGAUUGCAUUGAAAGCACCUCAACCUGCUCCAUCUAUGGCAAAGACUGAGACUAGUGUUUCAGCAAAUGAAGGAUUUACAGAAGAGAAGCACAAUCCCACAACCCAAACAUGUAUAUCGGGGCCUCCAGGGCCCCCAGGACCAGCAGGACCUCCUGGCCCACAGGGUCCUGCUGGACUGCCAGGACCAAAGGGACCAAAGGGAGAUAAGGGUGAAAUUGGAAGACCUGGACAAAAGGGACGCACUGGUCCUCCUGGUCUCCCGGGACGUCAGGGACCAAGCGGAUGGCAAGGACCAACUGGGCCUAAAGGGGAGAAAGGCGACCCGGGAUUGAUGGGUUUGCCAGGGGCAAGAGGACCAAUGGGACCCAAGGGCUUACAUGGAUUUAAAGGGGAAAAAGGCUCACAAGGUUUCAGAGGUGAAAUUGGCUUAAAAGGUGACAGAGGAUCAAUGGGUCUACCUGGAAUGCUUGGACAGAAGGGUGAAAUGGGCCCUAAAGGAGAACCUGGAAGCUCAGGGAACAGGGGACCCACUGGCCGCCCUGGAAAAAGGGGAAAGCAGGUGGGGUCAAAAGGUGACACUGGUGCAAUUGGACCCAUGGGACCUGGAGGACCUCCUGGGGCUCCUGGCCAUCCUGGCCCGCCUGGUGUGCCUGCCUCAGGACUGUAUAUGGUCGGACAAAAAGGAGACAAAGGACAACAAGGCAGUCCGGGUCGCUGUAGCUGUAAUGUCCCAGCCAACCCCUCUUUGGACCACUUGCACUGGAGCAUCUAUCCCAGAGUGCCUGCAAUAUUUGUGGUGAAUAACGAACAGGAGCUGAACCGUGUCCAGACUGAAAACGCUUUGGCCUUUCGAAAAGAUCAGAGGUCACUUUACUUCAAAGACACUGGUGGCUGGAUGCCAAUUCAGUUAACACCGUUCCAGUCGAUGGAGAGCGAUCCUGAUCCGGAGGGAUUCUGCGGAGACAGCAUCGUGCAAGUUGAAAACGGAGAGGAGUGUGAUGACGGAAAUAAGGUGGUCACAGAUGGCUGUGUCAAAUGCAAACUUGCGUAUUGUGGGGAUGGAUAUCGCUAUGAAGAGGCUGAAGAGUGUGACGGAAAGGACUUUGGCUUUCACACAUGCAGAUCCUUUUUGCCUGGAUCUUAUGGAGAACUCAAGUGCACCGCUGACUGUUUCAUAGACUCAACAAACUGCAAGUAUUUCACAUGAGGACACAAGAAAGCGACGUCUCGUUUCAGCUGGCGAGAUCCAUGUAAGCGACAACACUGAAAACCAUAGAUUCAGCAGAAAAAAACAGAGGCGAAAACAUUGAGAGGAAUCAUCACACACACAUACACAUUAGCUAAGAAGCCAUGUACUGUAGCUUAUUCGGGAAAGGAGCCACGGAUCCGCGUGGGCUCCUAGAAACUCUUCCAGGAUGCAUUUCUCCAUUCAUUCAGCCUCUGUUGUCUGCCGCUCUGCACCGGCGGGACAAUUUUGGCCAAUGUGGUUGUAAACGGGAGAGGCGAGUGUCUCGUGGAGAUGGUUGAAGGACUCCUCAUUACCUCAAAGUACUGUGUACUGUUUCAGAGGGAAGACAUUUUCUCCUGGUCCACCUUGGUGCUCUGUUUGUGGAAUGCAAUGUGUUACUAUAGUAUUUAGCAUGGGGCUGAGAUUACUGUAGACGGCAGCAGAGAUCAUUACUGAAAAAAUAAAACAAAAGCAGCUUUACAUCUUUAAGCAUAAUAUAAGACUUUAGACUUAGACCAAACUGGUGCUUGGCCUCGGAUGAUACCUAAACAUGUAUCUUCUCUUAAAUAUCAAAGUUGUAUGUUAGGGUUAGUACAGUUUGGGAAAACUGGGUCCAAAAUUAGCUUAUUGUCAUACUGCUCCAUUAGUUGUAAAUUGAGGAAUAAAUGGUUGAAAGAAUAAAGAGGGGGGAAAAGCGGUUGGCUGUUGGCGAGUAGGGCUGCACGAUAUUGGAAAAAUCUAACAUUGCGAUAUUUUUUAUUCUGCGAUAUAUAUUGCGAUAUGAAUCGAAUUUUACUAAAUGAGUUGAAUAACUAUUUAGAAAAAAUGUAUCAUUUUCGAUUGGGAUGAUUCUGUAAGGGAGUACAUGUGCAUAAAAUAAAAGAAACAAUCUACAAGCGUAGGUAAAUUUAAUAAAGAAAAAGAUGCCAAUUAAAUAAACAGCGUUUGAUUGUUAUGCAAUGAGUCGAACUGUAUUCUGGUGUACAAUAAUUGAAUAAUCAAAUGUAAAAGGAUCCCGCAUAGUCUUCGUUUUAUAAAUAAUUCAGUUGUUAAUAAGUUGUUACAAACGGUACAAUUUCUUAGGUCUGAACGCUUUUAAAAUGCUCGCGAUGUGACCUGCGAAUGAUUGCAUUGCGAUAUCGAUGCUGGAACAAUAUAUUGUGCAGCCCUAAUUGCGAGCAGUGAAUCAAACUGUUUCAAGUAAUCGUGAAACAAAAAGUUAAGAAAUACUAGCAGUACUUUUCUUUUUGAAUGUAUUUAAAAAUUGUAUUUAUUCCUGUUGGUGAAGCUGAAUGUUCAACAUCACAACAGCCUUCAGUGGUACGUGAUCUUCCUGAAAUCAUUCUAAUGUGAUAAUUUGUCACAAUAUACUCUUUCAGGAGAUUUGUGUAAUAUAUAGUUCAAAAUAAAAGCCGUUUUUUAUAUAUACAGUUAGGUCCAUAAAUAUUUGGACAUUGAUACAAUUUUAAGAUUUUUGGCUUUGUACACUAACACAAUGGAUUUGAAAUGAAACGAACAAGAUGUGCUUUAACUGAAGACUGUCAGCUUUAAAUUGAGGGCAUUUACAUCCAAAUCAGAUGAACGCUGUAGGAAUUACAACAGUUUGCAUAUGUGGCUUUUUAAGGGUCCAAAAGUAAUUGCACAGAAUAAUAAUCAUAAAUCAAACUUUCACUUUUUAAUAUUUGGUUGCAAAUCCUUUGCAGUCAAUUACAGCCUGAAGACUGGAACGCAUAGACAUCACCAUAUGCAGGGUUUCAUUUCUGGUGGUGUUCUAACCAGGCCUCUACAGCAACUGUCUUCAAUUGUCUUUCCCUUCAAAAACUCUGUGGUUGCUUUUACAGUAUGUGUUUGGGUCAUUCUCCAUCUGUACUGUGAAGCACCGUCCAAUGAGUUCUGAAGCAUUUGGCUUAAUAUGAGCAGAAAAUACUGCCUGAAACACUUCAGAAUUCAUCCUUCUGCUUUUAUCAGCAGUCACAUCAUCAAUAAAUACAAGAGAACCAGUUCCAUUGACAGCCAUACCACCAAUGGUUAACAUCUUGUGGUGAACCCUCUGUAGUCUGAUGUAGUCACUCACUCUGGUGUAGUCUUCUCUUGAUUGUUGACUUUGACACACAUACACCUACCUCCUGGAGAGUGCUAUUGAUCUGGCCAACUGUUGUGAAGGGUGUUUUCUUCACCACACUGAAAAAAAUUAUUCAAAGAUGAUUCCUUGAAUUUACUCAUUUUUUUACGUUAAGUGGUUGUAAAUAAUUUAUUUGGGCUGAAUUUAAACAAAUUAAGUUGCAGGGUAAAGAAUUCUUUGGUCAUCCACCACAGUUGUUUCAUUGGUCCUCCGGGUCUUUUGGUGUCGCUAAGCUCACUGGUGCGUUCUUUCUUUUUAAGAAUGUUCCAAACAGUUGUUUUCGCCGUGCCUAAGGUUUUUGCUAUCUCUUUGAUGGUUUGUUCUGUUGUUUUUUUUCAGCCUAAUGAUGGCUUGCUUGACUGAUAGUCUUGAGAGUUGACAGUAACAGAUUCCAAAUGCAAAUAGCACACUUGAAAUGAACUUUGGACCUUUUAUCUGCUCAUUGUAAUUGGGAUAAUGGAAAUACCACACACCUGGCCUGAAAUAACACACACCUGGCCAUGGAACAGCUGAGAAGCCAGUUGUACAAUUACUUUUGGAUCCUUAACAAGUGGGAGGCACAAUUGCAAACUGUGUUAAUUCCGCAUUCACCUGAUUAAGAUGUGAAUACCCUCAAAUUAAAGCUUAAUUUCAAAUUGAUUGUGUUGGUGAAUAGAGCCAAAAAUGUUAGAAUUGUGCCGAUGUCCAAACAUUUAUGGACCUAACUGUAUAUAAUCAUGUAUAAUAUUUAAACUGUCACUUUUAUUAUUUAUUUAUUUUUUUGUUUAUUUAUUUAUUUAUUGUCAAUUAAAUCCUUGAUUAAUUCAUAAUGUAUAUAUUACUUUUAGAAUACUUCCGAAUGAUAACGUAUCACCUGUUAUCCAUAAAAAUAUGAAGCAGCGCAACUGUUUUCAAACCUGACAACGAUUCAGAAAUGUUUCUUAAUUAAAAAAGCACAUUAGAAUGAUUUCUGAAGGAUCACAUGAAUUAGUUAUAUUUGGAAACAAAUAUGCAUAAAAAAGUACCAAAACAGUUGCUUUAAAUGCAUCAAAUAUUUUACAUCUGUUUUAAUGUGAUUUAAUCAAAUAAAUGCAGCCUCAGUGUAAGCAGAAGAAGAAAAAGAUAAAUUUGCUUAAUAAUGAUGCUUUAGAGUAAUACGUUGGCGACUUAAUUGUUGCAUUCAAUAAACAUCAUUACAAAAUUGGGUAACUCUUAACAAGAACAGUACAUGAAUAAUGAUGUGUUAAUAUGUAAGCUACACAUUAAAUCAUGCGCUAAUCAUGAACUAACUUUAACUACAACACAUGAGUUCAUCUGUGAAUAAUGGCUACCUUAAUUACUUGUUAGUACAAGAUUGUUUGUUUAUGUAUUAAAUACGACAUUAGUUAAUGCUUAAUUUAAGCAUCAUGAACUCAUGAUAUGUUAAUAUAUAAUUAUAUCAUGACUUUACUUGAAGGGGCACAUCAUCAUUAACCCAUACUUAACUACUCAUGAAGUCCUUAUGCACGUCCGUCUAGUGCGAUUACAUUGAAUACCAAUAAAAAAGGGGGUGACACUUUAGUUUAGGUUACAAUUCACAGUAUUAACAAACCAUUAACUAACAUUCCUAGCUUAAUAAACGACUAAUUAGCUGUUUAUUAAUGGUUAGUAAGGUAGAAGUUGGGUUAAGGUUUUCAGUAAGAUUAAGUAUUCAGAAUAAGAUCAUACUUUAUAACUACUAAUGAACAGUUAAUAACUUAAUAAUAAGCAGGUAGUAACCAAGUAGUUAAUAGCAUGAAUUGUGACCUAAACUAACGUGUUACCGAAAAGGGUUGUCAACAUCAUAGACAGUUGAAACACAGAAGUUCAUGAGUAAUUAAGGAUGAAUUAAUGAUGACGUGCCCCUCCAAGUAAAGUCAUGACAUAAUUAUACAUUAACAGCUCAUGUUGGUUACAUUUAGCUUAAACUUAAAUAUAUUGAUUAACAGCAUGUACUAACAAGAACUCAUGUGACUCAUGUUGUAGUUAGUUCAUGAUUAGAGCGCCUUAGUUCAUCAUUAAUUCCUAAUAAAGUAAUGUUUAGUUUAGAUAUUAACACAUCGUUAUUCAUGUACUGUUGUUGUUAAGUGUUACCCAAUAUUCUGAUGCGACAAAAUAACAUGCAUUAUGAAAACAUAUCAACUAGAUUUCCUAAAUAAACCACUACCUCUCAUAAUCCAAUCAUACACUCAAUUUUCUGGUUUUACACAACGCAGCAGUGACCCAAAUGGCCAGUAAAUCCAUGUAAUUCUUCAUCGUAAUCACUUUUUACUCCUGUUUGACGCAUGGCGGGUGUUAUUUUUUGAACAGAGCUACUUAAAGGCUGCAUAGAUAUACUUAAACAGUAACCACAAUAAUAUUACAAAUACUACUGUCUAACAGCAUUAGUUAAGGAUGUUAAAAUGUUUUGUUUUGCAGGGGUCACACUUAGUCUAACAUUUCCAUCAUAUCUCAGGAAAUCACUUAUCCAGAACCCCUCCAUCUCCACGUGUGGAGUCGGGUGCACAUACAGUAUUCCUCUUGUAGUCUUGAUAUAAAGCGCAUACGGUUCGUUUAUUCAGGUUUUGGGUCUACAGAUCUUAAAGCAGGGAGGAGAAACCAACCUUGUGUGAAAAGGUUUAACAAGCUGACGAUUUUGUGUGAAAUCGCAUGUUCAUUUUAAUGUAGACUUGAUGCUAGCUAAACCUAGCCAUCGUUUUAUGAGUGUAAGCAGUACGAAAAUGUACCAGCGAGAUCAUACGACUUGCAUAAAUGAGAUUUUGUUGGAAAAACAAUACUUUAUGUGAAGACUCUAUCGCUGUUAUUGAACAUUUAGUACUGUCUGCUAUUGCAGGGGUAGCAUUUUGCUGCUAUUCAGGCUAAAAGACUGUUGGAUAAAGGCUGGACUGUUACUCUCGUCCAAAAAAAAGUUUGAUUUAUACCCAGUGCCAAAGUCCAGUCUGAAUAUACCUCAGAAUUUAUUAUGGUGUGCUUUUUAAGCCUUACAGGACCUGAGGUGUAGCAUACUGCACUUACCUACUGUUAAACACAGUGAAAUCUUGCUUAAGUAUCUUUGAGUUCCUUUACUUUUUUAUCAACUAACUAUAAGCCAGUUUUCCAUAAGCUAUACGACGCAUUUGCUACAGAAACCUCUUUGCUUACAUUACUGGGGUGAUAUUCCUGACUUACCUGUAAAUAUUGUAUCGAAAUGAUAUGGAAAUAAGUGUCUUGAAGUUAUUAUCCUGGUGCAUCUGCAUGUUUCAAUUAUAUACUCUUGUUAAAAAGAGCAAGUUUGCCACCUUUCGCUAUAUUUAUGGUCGGUUUCGGAGUUAAAAGUGCAUUUAGCUUGUAAAUGACUGUUAUCCUCAUGUUUGUACGAAAAGAGGAAAGAUGUUAACAUCGAAUAUUGCACAACAAACAAAUACAAAAAGAGACUGAAUGUUUUGUCCCAGUGUCAUUUCCUGUUAGUGUUCAGAUAUGUUUGAUACUGUCCUGUAAUGAUGUUAAAAUAAAAGCUUGAAAAGCUGA
Molecule: messenger RNA, 7696 nt
Organism: Danio aesculapii
Lineage: Eukaryota; Metazoa; Chordata; Actinopteri; Cypriniformes; Danionidae
Gene: colq
Product: collagen-like tail subunit (single strand of homotrimer) of asymmetric acetylcholinesterase
Exons: 18
Coding region: 643-2049 (468 amino acids)
Molecular function (GO): heparin binding
Source: RefSeq, a predicted model, not a curated record